AUGAGCUGCUCGACGUCGACGCUGACGCUUGAGCCUCCCUCAGCCAGCCGCGCUUCCAGCACUUCCCGCGAUGUCGAGCACACUUCUCUACUAGCCAGAGGUCGGCGGCAUUCCUACAACACCUCGAGGCGGCGCGAUUCGAGUAUCUGUAGCGCUGAUGCGGUCUUCGUGAGAGUGGACUUGUUUCUCACAGAAUUGAGACACCGGUUGGACAGCCUAGAGAAAUACCGGCAGGAGAGUAUCCUGAGUUUUGACGCCCAGCUGGAACGAGCUUACCAAAUUUUAAGAGAUGUGCGCGACUCGUGUUCACCAUACCAUUCGGGAGAACUACUGUGGGGCGCUGCCCGUCAGAGGGCCAAUAUCUUGGUGGACACAAUGGAAAGUCGAUACAAUGAUCUCAUGCCCACUCGGGAGACCUUCGAGCAGAAAGCGCAAGCAAGUCUGCGCUUGAUGGAAUCUUACCUCACUGAGCUGGAGACGCGAGCUCACACACGCAGAAAACAAUUGUUCGAUUCUGGCUGGAAGAAAGUGGACGAUUCUAUUACUGCCACGCGGGAAAUUCUCGAGGAAGGGCUCGACAAAGCCAUUCGUGCGACGGAUCUACUUGCCGAGUCAAUCUCUCAUGCUUUGAGCCGUGCCGCCGAGACCAGGCUCAUCCACUACGAUGACUUGCCGGUACCUUGGAGAAGCAAUCCUCAUAUUCUUCGUGGUUACCGCUUCAACAGGACCAAGAUUGAAUGCGUCACGUCAAUGUUUCAACCCUCCAACGAAAGUUUCAAUAUCUGGUCGCACGGCAUAGGACUGAUGGUUGUACUAGCGAUCGCCUUCUACUACUAUCCUGCGUCGUCAACCUUUCCGUUGUCCAGCAAAUGGGACGUUUUAAUCGCAGCGUGCUUCUUCGGGGCCGCUUGCAAGUGCUUGAUUUGUUCCAUCAUGUGGCACACCAUGAACAGCAUUGCGGACAAAUGCCUCUUGGACCGAUUUGCUUGCGUUGAUUAUACCGGUAUUUCGUUUCUGGUAGCCGCCAGCAUUUUGAGUACAGAGUGGACUGCAUUUUAUUGUGAGCCCGUGUCGCGGUCAGUCUACAUGACCAUGACGACACUGCUCGGAAUUGCAGGUGUUAUUCUACCAUGGCGGGAGAGCUUUAACCGAGCCGAUAUGGCAUGGGCUCGAGUGUCUUUCUUCGUCACACUCGCGGUAACUGGCUUUGCUCCGGUCGUGCAAUUGAACUACACCAGGGGCGUUGAAUGGACCUUUUAUUUCUAUGCGCCUGUGACGAAAAGUCUCCUGGUCUAUCUCACUGGAGCCAUCAUAUACGCCAGCAAAGUACCAGAAAAAUGGCGGCCUGGCCUCUUCGACUACGUUGGUGGCAGUCACAAUAUCUGGCAUCUUGCAGUGUUGGGUGGUAUUCUGUUCCACUAUACAGCUAUGCAGGAGUUCUUUCAUGGUGCAUUCCAGCGAGCGAACGACGGCUGUUGUUUGGGUUGA
Molecule: messenger RNA, 1488 nt
Organism: Exophiala xenobiotica
Lineage: Eukaryota; Fungi; Ascomycota; Eurotiomycetes; Chaetothyriales; Herpotrichiellaceae
Exons: 1
Coding region: 1-1488 (495 amino acids)
Cellular component (GO): membrane
Molecular function (GO): signaling receptor activity
Source: RefSeq, a predicted model, not a curated record